Molecule: messenger RNA, 606 nt
Organism: Rhagoletis zephyria (snowberry fruit fly)
Lineage: Eukaryota; Metazoa; Arthropoda; Insecta; Diptera; Tephritidae
Product: chymotrypsin BI-like
Biological process (GO): proteolysis
Molecular function (GO): serine-type endopeptidase activity
Source: RefSeq, a predicted model, not a curated record
AUGCUAAUACUAACAUACCUGGUGGAGCGUUUAGCUGCGGCCAAUUGGCGCCAAGUGAAACCGAUGCAUCUGCUGCGCUUCGACGAAUAUUCUGGCGAUCAAAUGUUUAUGAGCAUGGAAGCGGAGCAUGUGGAAGACGACUUGCCCUCCAGUGACAUACAAGCAAUGGAUCGAAUUUUUGGCGGUAGUGUUGCACAACGGCAUGCUUUUCCCUAUCAAGUGGGUCUAUUGUUGCAACGACCGAAGGGUCUAUACUGGUGUGGUGGCGCGUUGAUCUCGGAUGAGUAUAUUUUAACGGCGGCACAUUGUGUUGACAUGGCGAAGCGCGCUUUGGUAUUCCUGGGUGCUCAUGAGAUUAAAAACGCCAAUGAAGUAGGUCAGGUGCGCAUUAUGGUGAAGCGUAACAACUUCAUUAUAUAUCCAACGUGGAAUCCUCGCCGACUCAAGAAUGAUAUCGCUUUGGUGCGUUUACCCAUACCAAUUCAUUUGAGUGCCGUAUCAGAACCAAUAGUUGACGCUUUGCCAGCGGCAGGCGUUUCUUUGACCGCCUACGAAUCGCAGAACUUUAGAGCAUUGCAUGCCGUGUUUUCGCCCAGCGAUGUCUGA